AUGUCUCCUCCCGCUGCUACGUACGAACCCACCGUGGCCCCUACCGGCCUUAAGGGUAAGGUCGUGGUGCCCGAGACGUUGUCUGCCACUGGCACUGCUCAGACCAAGCUGCUGGACCAUUUCGGCAGCAAGUGGGAUCAGUUCCAGUUCGCUCCGAUCCGCGAGAGCCAGGUCUCUCGCGCCAUGACUCGACGCUACUUCCAGGACCUGGACAAGUAUGCUGAAAGUGACGUGGUCAUCGUCGGCGCUGGAUCCUGCGGUCUGAGUACUGCCUAUGUGCUGGCCAACGCCCGUCCCGACCUGAAGAUUGCUAUCAUCGAAGCCUCCGUCUCUCCUGGCGGUGGUGCCUGGCUCGGUGGCCAGCUGUUCUCCGCGAUGGUGAUGCGUCGCCCCGCCGAGGUGUUCCUGAACGAGCUGGGCGUGCCCUACGAGGAGGACCCUGCCAACCCCAACUACGUUGUGGUCAAGCACGCCUCGCUCUUCACCUCGACCUUGCUGUCCAAGGUCCUCUCCUUCCCCAACGUCAAGCUCUUUAACGCCACCAGCGUCGAAGACCUCGUGACCCGUCCCUCCACCAACGGCAACCCCAAGGAAAUCCGCAUUGCCGGAGUGGUCACGAACUGGACGCUGGUGACGCUGCACCACGACGACCACUCCUGCAUGGACCCCAACACCAUCAACGCGCCUAUCAUCAUCAGCACCACGGGCCACGACGGCCCCUUCGGUGCCUUCUGCGCCAAGCGUCUGGUGUCCAUGUCCACUGUCGAUAAGCUGGGCGGCAUGCGCGGUCUGGACAUGAACUCCGCCGAGGACGCCAUCGUCAAGAACACCCGCGAGGUCGCCAAGGGUCUCAUCAUCGGCGGUAUGGAGCUGUCCGAGAUUGACGGCUUCAACCGCAUGGGCCCGACCUUCGGGGCGAUGGUGCUCAGCGGCGUCAAGGCCGCCGAGGAGUGUCUGAAGGUGUUUGAUGUGCGCCAGCGCGAGUGUGCCGAGUAA
Molecule: messenger RNA, 996 nt
Organism: Aspergillus affinis
Lineage: Eukaryota; Fungi; Ascomycota; Eurotiomycetes; Eurotiales; Aspergillaceae
Gene: thiA
Product: thiamine thiazole synthase
Exons: 2
Coding region: 1-996 (331 amino acids)
Biological process (GO): thiamine biosynthetic process
Source: RefSeq, a predicted model, not a curated record